AUGGAGGCUGCAUCUUCCAUAUCUGCGCUCUCCGACCUGUGGCUGACUGUCGGUCUCAUCGCAGUCUGGUGGGCGUACGUCCGCCAAUCUCCCACGACCGAUAUGGGCUCUUCAUUAUCAACGUCCACCGAUCUCCAUAAUCUUGGGGAUCUCUAUCGUGACCAGGGCAGAAUGCUUGAAGCAGAGAAAGUGUACAUACGCGCGCUGACUCAAAGGGAAAAAGCCCGGGGAGCAGACCACACAUCAACGCUCGACACUGUCAACAGCCUCGGAAUUAUAUAUUGUAAAAGAGGCAAGCUGGACGAGGCAGGGCAGAUGUAUCUCCGAGCACUUGCUGGAAGGGAGAAGGCGCUAGGAGCAGAUCACCUCUGCACUCUUGAGACCGUCGGUAACCUCGGUAUCCUCUACUGUUUCCAAGGAAAGCUGGACAAGUCGGAAGAGGUCUUCAAGGAAUUGCUAGCUAGGAGAGAGGAGAAGCUGGGAGCAGACCACAUCUCCACUAUCGAUACUUUGCACAAUCUCGGAAACGUAUAUUGUGCUCAGGGCAGGCUGGACGAGGCGCAGCAGAUGUACAUACGGGCGCUAGUAGGGAAGGAGGAAAAACUGGGAGCGAACGAUGCUUCAACUCUUGAUACUGUCUUCAACCUCGGGAAUCUCUAUCGCAGUCAAGACAAGUUGGAUGAGGCGGAACAGAUGUAUAAGCGGGCACUAGCUGGGACUGAGAUAUCGCUAGGAGCAGACCACCCGUCAAAGAUCGAGAUAGUCGACAGCCUCAUGAACCUAUAUUGUUCCCAAGGAAGACUGGACAAGGCGCGACGGUUGCAGCUUAAAUUGGGUGGUAUAUGA
Penicillium subrubescens is the source of this 846-nucleotide messenger RNA. RefSeq lists its product as uncharacterized. The transcript has a single exon. The record is from RefSeq and is a predicted model, not a curated record. NCBI's taxonomy places the organism in Eukaryota, Fungi, Ascomycota, Eurotiomycetes, Eurotiales, Aspergillaceae. Bases 1 to 846 code for a protein of 281 amino acids. Gene Ontology annotation, molecular function: protein binding.